Messenger RNA from Drosophila mauritiana, 1269 nucleotides. RefSeq names its product cilia- and flagella-associated protein 161. The record is from RefSeq and is a predicted model, not a curated record. Gene Ontology annotation, biological process: cilium assembly. The transcript is spliced from 4 exons. Gene Ontology annotation, cellular component: motile cilium. NCBI's taxonomy places the organism in Eukaryota, Metazoa, Arthropoda, Insecta, Diptera, Drosophilidae. The coding region runs from base 108 to 1034 and encodes 308 amino acids.
AGCCAUUAAAUUUAUAGACCAAGCACAAAAUUUAUUACAUCAUAUACAAACUACACAACUGCUUUAGAUAUUAAACACCUUUAUUUAGCUACCAUCAACACAACAAAAUGCCUUGCAGUGUCGGCGAUAUAGAUUCUAUUUCCGCUCGGUUUCAGCCCAGUGUUAGAAUUGGCAAUUGGGUGGAAGAAAAUUGCCUUGAAGAGGACAAAAUAGUAAACUUUAAGAAACAACGCGAUCGCGGUGAACUUUUGGUGGAAAAAGCACGCACUUUGUAUGACAAUUUCCACAAGGAGAUCGUUUUGGCUGCUCCCAAGCAAACCAUUAUAUUCGGAGCUAUUGUGCAACUAAUGCCCAUCCAUAUAAACAUCAGUGAUAUGGAUACAACCGAUCUGAAUGCCGCCUUGUCGGUGGUGAUCAACGAAAAGGUGGUGCGAAAAAGCCAGUCAAUCAAUGAGGACUGUGAGCUAUCCGUGGCGCCUUCGAAGCGGCCUUGUGUGCGAAACUCCUUCAAAAUAGUCAGUGGAGAUGGUCGGGAUCGCACUGGGGAGAACAUCAAGUAUGGGCAGCGAUUCCAGCUGCAGUGCAUGGCUUCGGAACACGAUCCCAUAGUACUGUACAGUGGGCCCAAGCGGUGCAAUCUGCAGCAGGGUGUCCAUGCCACCUAUUUGUCGCACAAAAACGGGGAGCUCAAUCUCAACCUGGGACUUGUGCACCGCAGUAAAUUGUCAUGCCCGGACUACGAUAUACCCAUAGCAUACACGAAUUGGUUCUGCAGACAUGUAGAUCCAAAGCAGCGUUUUGAAAGCGAAGGAGAAGAUAUACCUAGCAAUUCCCCUUUGGUAAUCGUGCAUGCAACCACAAAUCGAAAUCUAGCUGCCGAAAAUGUUCUAAUCCAAACCCUUUUUGGCCCCGAAUUUCUGGUGUCCGUGCAAAACUAUCGCAAUAUCUACAGACAUGAGAUUUGGAAGAACGUAUGGAUGAUUAGCAACGGACACCAGACUGGAUCAAAGUCUGCAAAUUCUACGUCUCAUUAAUUUAGCUUUCAAGCAGCUAGGUGUGUUAUGUGAACUUGAUUUUUAUGUGGCGUACAUUUAAAUUUCGCACAUUGACUUUGUCGAGCCGAGCCCCUACUGUUUGGCCUAGAUAGAAAUUGGCACUUCACAGCUAGUUAGGGGAGAAAAAGUGGGACGGCACUUAAGAUUAUUGGUUAAUGAGCAUUAAGGUUCUAUGUAUUCAAAUCCUAGAAGUGUUAUAAAAUAAAUGCUUGGA